GUCAUAAGGCUGCGCCGCUCUCCUGCAUCUGUUAUGAUUCGGCUGAAGAAAGUGUCCAGGAAGACUCUUGAUGAAGCAACUGAGAUCCAUGUGACACACUAUUAUAAAGAUGGCAUUUAUUAAAGAGAACAGUGAAGACAUAAAGAUGGAGUUUAUUAAAGAGGAGAGUGAAUCCGUGAAGAUUGAAGAAACAUUCAGAAUUAAACAAGAAGAAACUGAGGAACAAACAAAGAUUGAGUUUAUUAAAGAGGAGAGUAAAGACACGAAGAUGCCGUUUAUUAAAGAGGACUGUGAAGACAUAAAGAUGGUGUUUAUUAAAGAAGAGAGUGAAGACAUGAAGAUUAAAGAAACAAUUAGAGUGAAACAAGAAGAAACUGAGCAACAAACAGACCUGAUGGCACUGAAAGAAGAGAGUCAAGAACUGAAUGAAAUGGAAGCGGAAGAUUGUGAUUUCAUGACAGGAGAAAAAUCCACACAGACUAAAAAAAAUUCCUCUCAAAAAAGAACUCAGAAAACCAUAUCUGACAGUUGUUUUACCUGCCAACAGUGUGGACGCAGUUUUGCUCAUAAACAAAACCUUAAAGUCCACAUGAGGGUUCACACUGGAGAGAAGCCUUUCACCUGCCAACAGUGUGGACAGAGUUUUGCACGUAAAGGAAACCUUAAUGCCCACAUGAGAGUUCACACUGGAGAGAAGCCUUUCACCUGUUCUCAGUGUGGAAAGAUUUUGCUUCAUAAACAAAACCUUAAAGUCCACAUGAGGAUUCACACUGGAGAGAACCCUUAUAUCUGCCAAGAGUGUGGACAAAGUUUCACUCAAAAACAAAACCUUAAAGUCCACAUGAGGAUUCACACUGGAGAGAAGCCUUUCACCUGCCAACAGUGUGGACACAGUUUUGCACGUAAAGGAAACCUUAAUAUCCACAUGAGAGUUCACACUGGAGAGAAGCCUUUCACCUGCAAACAGUGUGAACAGAGUUUUGCACGUAAAGCAAACCUUAUUAUCCAUGUGAGAAUUCACACUGAAGAGAAGCCUUAUACCUGCAAACAGUGUGGAAAGAGUUUUUCACAUAAAGGAAACCUCAAUCAGCACAUGAAGAUUCACUCGAAACAAAAACUUUUCGUGUGUCAUCAUUGUGGAAGGAGUUGCAUAAGCGGGAAUCACCUUAAGAAUCAUGUAAUGACUCACACUGGAGAGAAGCCAUUCGCCUGCUAUCAGUGUGGAAAGAGUUUCAAUCAUAAAGGAAACCUUUAUGUCCACAUGAGAAAUCACACUGGAGAGAAACCUUACACAUGUACUCUGUGUGAGAAGAGUUUCACGUAUCGAAGAGACCUGAAACGUCAUUUGCAAACUCAUUCUGGAAUGCAACUGUAGCGUUCUGUAUGUAGUAAAAGAUUUACGAAAU
Molecule: messenger RNA, 1406 nt
Organism: Megalobrama amblycephala (Wuchang bream)
Lineage: Eukaryota; Metazoa; Chordata; Actinopteri; Cypriniformes; Xenocyprididae
Product: gastrula zinc finger protein XlCGF57.1-like
Exons: 4
Coding region: 110-1375 (421 amino acids)
Cellular component (GO): nucleus
Source: RefSeq, a predicted model, not a curated record